UGACUGUCUGCAGACAGAACAUGGCUGACCUGUCAGAAGACCAAUGAGGGAAAGGCCAAAUUUAGCAUAAUCGAUCUUAUUUUUACGUCGUUUCUGACCACAGUUGACCGUCGUGGGCAGCAGUUGACAACAGGUAUUCAAGAUGAGCGGGUUGCCGGAUGGAAUUGCAAAUGGCCCAAGCAGGAGUGGACACUUGGAGAAAGAUGCUCAGAUUUGGGAGAGACCUUGGACUCUUGAAGAGAUGCGGCAGAGCAGUGCCAACUGGUCCUUGGCAGCUGACUCAGGGCUCUUCCUGUUCCUCCAAGACUUCUCCCAGAGAAUGCUGUCAAAGACACAUGAUAUUGAAAAGCAGUUGGACAGUCUGAUCCGUGACACCAAGGCCACAGAUAGCUGCCUGCACUCAGUCUUUAAUGACUUUCUCAUGCUCUCCAAUACACAGUUUAUAGAAAAUAGAGUGUAUGAUGAAGAGGUAGAAGAGACUAUUCCCAAGGCCGAUGCUCUGGAAAAGCAGCCUGAGCAGGAGAAGACUCGAGAACAAAAAGAGGCAGAGAUGAUUCCCAAGAUGCAGGAAGCUGUAAACCACGGUCUGAGGGUGCUGGAGUCAGCUUUUGAGCAUCUGGACAUCAAAGCAGGAAAUUCUGAUUCAGAGGAUGAGGAGGUCACAGACAGAGUGGAGGCCAUAUUGGAGCCAAAGGAUCUUUAUGUGGACAGACCACUUCCUUAUCUGAUUGGUUCCCAGGCCUUCAUGGAGCAAGAGGACGUUGGACUUGGUGACCUCUCAAGUGAUGAAAUGUCAGUUGACAGUGACAGAGACAGUGUAAUUGAGAGCGAAGAUGGCAAAGAAGCAGUUCAGUCAGAUGAUGACUUUAAUCAGGAGGAUGAAGGUCACAAUAAUAUUAGGAAGAAGUCAUCUAUGUUGAGUUAUGAGGAUGACGAAGAGGAGGAUGAGGAUUCAGACAUAUUCGGAGAAUCGGACGGGGAUGAUGAUGAUGACGACACAAAGAACACAGGCUCAUCAUCUUUUGCCGAUGAGCUGGCAGCCCGAAUUAAAGGUGAACCAGUUAACAAACCAGAAGGAGAUCGAGCAUCAUUGACAUCUAAGAAGAAGAGUAAAAGCAGGAAAGAAGCAAAACCUGUGAAGCCCCAGGCAGCUGAGGAGGACAGUGAUGACAUGUUUAAACCACCUAAGAUGGAUGAUGAUGACUUCUCUCCAUUUGGAGGGAAAGGUGGCCUCUUCAGUGGAGGGAAAGGCCUGUUUGACGAUGAUGACGAGGGAGAUCUUUUCGCUGAGGCACCAAAACCUCCUGCGUCCGUAGAGAAAAAGGUGCUGAAUGAAAGCACAGCUCAACCUGCAGAAUCCAACAAACCUGGAAAGAAGAUUCCAACGAGUGCCAUUCCAAUAUUCCCAGAGAACAGCCUGUUCAGUUCAGGGAAUGACUCUGAUUCAGUGGCCAACAAGGAGAACGGGACUCCAGCUCCAAAGACCGAUGCUGCCUCCCAACAGGCUCCUACAGGAGCAGGUGUUGGUGGAGUAGCAGGUGGGCUGUUUGAUGAUGAAGAGGAGGAUGAUGACUUUUUCAGCAGUAGAAGCCUGAAGAAGUCUGACUCUGCUGGACAGGGAAAACCCAAGAAAGCUAUUGACCUUUUCGAUGACGAGGAUGAGGAUGGUGACAUAUUCAGUGAGAAGUACAAUACACCAACUCCAGCCCAGAGCAAGAAGGAGGUAGUGGAAGAGCAGGUUAAACAACCUGAGAAAAAGAUGCCAGCAGGGGCCAUCUCCAUGUUUGGACCCGGGACUCAAAGCUUGCUCAGUGAGAGCCUGAAAAAACGUCAGCCGUCUACCAGCGAGGAGUCUGAGAAAUCAGAGGAGAACGGGCCGGCUGCAGAUGCUGUGAAAUCUGCUGUCAAGCAAACUCCGAAAGCCCAGACCAGAGGCCUUUUCUCUGAUGAUGAAGACACGCAGGGAUCUCCAACUAUCCCUAAGAGCCAGUCUAAGCCUGAACCUGCAAGCCUGGGCAAAUCCAGCAAGGCUCAUUUGUCACUAUUUGAUGAUGAAGAAGAAGAGGAUCUGUUUGCAUCUGCAUCUAAAUCUAAAGCAAAAUCUAAUCCAGCUAAAGCCUCCACACCACAAGCCAACAAGACUGUGUCCAGCUCCCUCUUCAGUGAUGAUGAGGACCAGUGGCUGGGUUCUAAAAGUAGUGCAGUGACGCCAGAGGUCAAGACAGGAGGGAUGAAGGCCAGUGCUAGUGCCCCCUCCAGUCUCCCAAGUGCCAAAAUGUCUCACAAAAGCAGCCUUUUUGAUGCUGACGAUGAUGAUGACCUGUUUGCUCCAACAACAAUGUCAAGUCAGAAGAAGCCUCAGAGAGUUGCUCUCUUGUUUGAGGAUGAGGGCGAUGAUGAUGAUGAUGAUGAAGAAGAUAAAGCAUCCCUCUUUGGCAUCAAACCUGCUGUCAGCACAAACACUGCAGUCCCAGCUGCCAAGAAACCUGCUGUGCCCUCUCAAUCGUCCCCCCUGUUGGAGAAAUCAGAAGACGUUGUAGUUUCUAGGACGGCAGCGAAGGACAAGCCUUCAGAGCAGGAGAAGCCCGCAGCAAAGAAACCUGAGCCGAUCCCGCCGGCACCCUCGCCAGAGAUCAGCGAAAGUAAAAAGAAGCCUGCCGGAGCAGUCAGUCUGUUUGGAGGCAUUGACGUGUUUGCCAACAAGCAGACAAAGAGCCCGUUGGAUGAAGCUGACAAUGAUGACGGUUUCCUCUCCAAGGACAGCCCACCACCAAAUGUCAAGAAUGAGGAGAAGAAGGAAGAGAAAGUCAAAACUAACACUGUUAGUCUAUUUGAUGAUUAUGAGGAAGAUGAAUCAGAUUGGAAUGAGCCGAUAUUCACACCCAGCAAACCCACAGCAGCAGUAAAGCCGACAGAGGUGCGACCACAAGCAAAGAGCACAGGUGUGUUCCAGGAUGAGGAGCUGCUGUUCAGUCACACGCAGCAGAAGGACAAUGACCCAGAUGUUGACCUGUUUGCCACCUCAGGGAAAGCUGCGACCUCCAAGCUCAGCUCAGUGAAGCCAGCAGCACAAAGUCUGUUUGCAGAUGACGAUGAGGAUGACCUCUUCAGCUCUACCAAGCCAAAAGCUCCUCCUCCGAAAGUAGCAGAGAAGCCCAGUAAACCUAUUGACAAAGCACCACUAGCAAGUCCAGAACCUGUAUCAGAGAGUCAGAAACCUGCACCAAAGCCUGUAAAACCUAAAGAUUCCUCGUCAAGGAUUGGGAAACUUCAAGCCAAUCUGAUGAUCAACCCUGCUGCGUUGCUCCCUGGAGCUGUCCCCAGCAUGCCAGGGGCCAUUAGUGUACUCCCUGGUAUGGCAGCUAGUUCUUCUUCUGGGGUGUCCAGCUCCAGCUUGAGUCCCAGCCCCGUCACAACUCCUAUAGGAGCCCCGACAGAGCUUGAGGAAGGAGUGAGCUUCGACACACCAGUCCAGGUUACAACACUGCAGAGCGCACACAAGGGUCGUGCCAAAGGUUCUGUACAGCGGAGACCCCAGUCCAGAGCGGCGAGGCAGCAAGCAGCCCAAAGAUCUUCAGAAGUUAAAAAGGAGACUGUGGGCGGAGAUGUUCCUGGGCCCAACCCUAGUCUGUCUGGUUUAACCUUGCCUCCACCAGAGAAGUCCAGCCAGCCGCGUGCCAGUUUGACACUACCUGACUCUGCUGCACCUGCAGUCCUGCCUGCCUCCUCACCUUCUCAGUCUUCUGUCUCUGAAGUCUCCCCCAGACCCUCUGUACUGACACUGCCAGUAUCCACAAACGCUGGACAUAAAGACUCCAGUAAAGACAGCAGCAGCACCAAGGUGCUGCCAUCUUCUGAUGAGGAUGACCUUUUUGGCUCUGACAGUCUGUUUGGAGGCCCCUCAGUCACCAACACAACCAUCACCAAACAAACUACCAAGACGACAGAACCUCAGGCCAGUAGUGGGAUGGGACUGAAGAAAGACAAAGAUGGAGACAAAAGCACUCUCCCAUCCAUUUUUGAUGCCAGCACUGAUGACAUUUUCCAAAAAGUUAAACCAAGGUCAACCACUAAGAAAGCGGCCUCCUCCUUUUUGGAUGAAGACGACGAUGAUGACAUCUUUGGAGUGAGCAACAGCUCAAUUCCCAAAUCAAGCAGUAAAGAAAUCAAGAACAGCAGUAGUUUUUCAAAGCAAGACAUCUUCCAGGAUGAGGUAGCCGCUGUGCCUAAAGUUCACAAGAAGCACAAAGAGAAGACCAUUGAUGCCAGCUUGUUUAAUGACAACAUAGACAUUUUUGCUGACCUGACGGACACCAUAAAACCAAAACAGAAGUCCAAGUCAAAGGGAGAGACCAAGUCAAUAUUUGAUGAUGACAUGGAUGACAUCUUUUCAUCAAGCACAGUAAAACCAGUCACGAAGGCUCCCCAUAAAUCAAAGAAAACACCACCGUCUCAGGAGACCAGUACAGCAGCAGAUUCAAGCAACAUAUUCGAUGAUCCACUCAAUGCUCUUGGUGGGAACUGAACUGUUGUUUCUGAGUAGCCAGAUUUGUACAAUUGUGGAUUCAUUUUUUUGUCGUAUGGAUCGCUGAAAGUUUGGAGAUCGGAUACACUGUUGAAAGAGUAUUUAUUCAUAUAAAUUCAUAUAAAUACUGUGGCUUAUUUUUGGCAGAUGAAGACUCAAAUUAAAAUUAUUCCAGUCAUCUUCUGGCAGCAUUUCCAAAAUCAUCUCGGCAGCAUCAGAUCAUAUUAUGUAACAGUUAUUAUAUACUGUAAUCUUUAUUAUACAUGAUAGCACUUUAUAAGCAUACCAUUAUGCUUAGCCUCAAAGCCUGCAGAAAUUAACAGAAAAUUGUUUUGUUUGUUUUGAAGAUGUUUAUCCCGUUCCAUGUUGAGAUUUCAUGUCUUUGAGUUUGUGCCAUAUCAUGAUUAUGAUGAGAAAUCAGUGUGUUUACUUACUGUCUUAGGCAUUUUGACAAUGUUUUUAUUAAUAAGAAAUUCAUCAAUUUCUUAACUUUGGCUGUGAUGAAAAAGGAAAUCCAUUUUUAAUAACUAAAAAGAAACAUAUUUUAUGCUAUCUGAAAUGAGUGUGAUUCUUUUCGGGUCGCUUGUUUUCUGCACUGUGCCAUUCUAAAUUUAGAUACUGAUCAGUAUUUAAUAUGAGCAGGAAGAAAUGAGCUUUAGGUCUGUCAUUAUUAACACUAUUUCUGUUUCAUUUUUGGGUGAAUGAGGUUUAGUGUUUUUGCCAAGGUCAGUAUUCUUAAUUUUUUUUUUUUAAA
Molecule: messenger RNA, 5279 nt
Organism: Centropristis striata (black sea bass)
Lineage: Eukaryota; Metazoa; Chordata; Actinopteri; Perciformes; Serranidae
Gene: washc2c
Product: WASH complex subunit 2C
Exons: 31
Coding region: 143-4525 (1460 amino acids)
Biological process (GO): retrograde transport, endosome to Golgi; protein localization to endosome
Cellular component (GO): WASH complex; early endosome
Molecular function (GO): retromer complex binding; phosphatidylinositol phosphate binding
Source: RefSeq, a predicted model, not a curated record